AAUUAUUUUCUAGUUUUACGACUUUAAUGCGAUAAGAAUAAUAAAUAUGCAAACAUUUUAUGUUCUUCAAACAUGACUGCCCAGUUGAUUAUAUUAUGUUCUAUUUUGUUUAUAUGUGUAAAAGAGGAUGCAACAAGUCCAUUUCAAAGCCUUGACAAAAAGUUUCACUUGGUAUCUGAAUCGUAUCAUAUGGCCAAAACUUUAUUUAUACAAGGAAGAAAUAAUUACGAUCAGCUAAAAGAGAGAUCAUUAAAUGCGACGAAUAUGUUUCUCGACUUAGUUGCAAUAUUAAACGAUUUAAUGGCAAAAGAAUUGAGAAGUGCUGUUGUUAAAUUUUAUAAAAUAAAAUUUUUACACGAUUUCUCCAAUUAUAUUAUACAUAUGGAUGAGAUAAUUGAUAUAGUGGAUCACUGUCUCAUAGAACCUGUUGAGAAAAUAAAAUUUAUAAGAAACCAAUUCUAUGGGUUGAUAAAGAAUUUCGAAGACUCAAGACAUUUUGAUACAGUCGAUUUAUGUUACAAUGAAUUACCUGAUGAAGUUGCUGUUGUGCACUGUAUUCUUCAUCAAGCUGUUUUGUUUAAUGAAACUUUGCAAAAUUCUCUAGUUUCUAUUCUGGAGAUUAAAACUAAACAGUGUGCACAAGACGUUAAUUCAAGUUUACAUGCGGUGCAAGAGUGUCUCCACCAGUUUGUCCCUAACUUCUUUGACCAACUUCUUGUCGAUGCCUAUUCAGAAAACUGUGAAUAUUUAAAAGUUGUUAACGCUUCAAUGUUUGAUUUUACAUCAGAGAAGUGGAGGAACAGCUAUCAGACGUUAUUUCCCCAGAAAUGGGGAACUUUAGUUAAUAUUCUAAAGACAAAGUUACAAUCAGCAAAUGAAAAUAUACAGGAGCCUUUGUAUAUGACUGUUUUUUCCGCUAAUAUUUCAUCACAUGAUAUUGUUAAAGCUCUUUACAUAUAAAUAUGUGUGAAACUUUUUUUUUUGUAAUCACGCAAAUAAUCAUAUUAAUUCAAUACGGUUCGUAAGUAGGUAUAUCAUAAUACACCUACCAAAAAUCAAAAUGUAGAAAAAUAUAUUGCCAAAGGAAAUGAUUCCUAUACGACUUACGAUUCAAAGUCCUAUAUAUCCUAUAGGUACUCUUUAAAUAAUUUCAGAGGCAAGCUAUAACUAUUAUUUGCUAGAUUUUUCGCCAUUCAUUUUUAGUAUACACUUAUGAGCGUCAGUAAAAAAUGUUAAGGGUUCUAAUUUUAAAUACGGCCAGUUAACUGGCAAAAACUCUAUGCACACUUACAAAAUGUUAGAACGCCCCUACAACCAUUAGGUAAAUCAUGUUCCAGAUGUUGAAAUAGUUAAGAAUUGUAAUAAAGCAAAUAAAUAAUAAAAACAAAUGUAUCACGACUCACAUUACUGUGAGAACAGGACGAAAACACAAAAGCAAAGAAAUAUUAAUAUAAUUAGUAUUAAGUACAACCAGUCGUAGGGACAACCAGACUCAUGGACGCCACCACAAUCAACGACUUUUAAGGGGAGAGUAUGACGGUCCUGUAACUAUGAGGUCGAGCUAAUGAAUAAAAAAGAUUCAUAAAACAAUA
Molecule: messenger RNA, 1592 nt
Organism: Pieris rapae (cabbage white)
Lineage: Eukaryota; Metazoa; Arthropoda; Insecta; Lepidoptera; Pieridae
Exons: 6
Coding region: 73-960 (295 amino acids)
Source: RefSeq, a predicted model, not a curated record